CCCCGCUUCCUCUGCUAGGGGCCAAUCAUCGGUUGCUUUGCUGUGCGGGCUAGGAAGGCGCUGGAAGCUGCCGGCCCGUCCAUCUUUCUUGAAGGCAAGAAGGCUCCCCACAACCUCCCCUCGGUUUUGUCUUCCCUCUAAAAACCCACCUGCAGCGGCCAUCUUAUUUGAGGGCAAGUGGAAGAUGAGACCAGAGAAGCCAGACGGGCGCCAUGUUUGAUAUGAUCGAGGGACGGCGCCCUUAAGAGCAAUCCUUGACAACUGAACCCAGGAUGUCGCCAUAUUUUCUGAAGGCACCUUCCGGGUCCCUCAACCAGGGUGUCUAUGGCCAAGCUGCCAAGAAAUGAAUAAACACCGCGGGGGUUGGUUUGCCCCUAUGAGAAUCCCUGAAUCCCUAGCAGAUAGCCCCUGCUACUUCUGUACCCUGGGCUGCGUUGGGACGCCAAGGCUGGGAGGGGCCGUGGCCUGGGGAGCCGUUCCUGCGGACACGAAGAAAGCUGAUCCCGAUCCGGGAGCAGGGAGGCGGUGGCCCUGGGGACAAGGCCACAGCUCGGGGCUGUAAGGCCCCAUGGCGCCGCCCCCAGCCCUGCUCCAGGCGCUCAGAGCUGGGGAGACCCAGCCUGAUUGCAAGAAGCCCGGGUCCGUGAGCUUCGCGGACGUGGCCGUGUACUUCUCCCGGGAGGAGUGGGGGUGUCUGCGGCCCGCGCAGAGAGCCCUGUACCGGGAUGUGAUGCGGGAGACCUACGGCCACCUGGGCGUGCUCGGAUUCCCAGGCCCUAAACCAGAUCUCAUCUCUUGGAUGGAACAAGAGAGUGAGGCUUGGAGCACCGCCGCCCAGGAUCCUGAGGAGGGGGAAAGCGUGGGAGGAGCUCUGAGAGGCAACUCCCCAAACAAGAAGGAAGAGGAACUGGAAGAACUACCAGGAGCCAAGGGACCCAGAAAGACUCCUAGGAAGGGUAGGCCUGAGGAGCUGGUUAAACAUAACCCUGACUCAGCCCUGAGCGAGACCUCUGCAAGACCACAGCCACCCACGAAAACGGCCUGGGACCAGAGCACAGUUGCACAGACCCCAGUUCCAGUACCCAGCGUGAGCUCUCAAGCCAGCCAGCGGCGCCAUGUAUGUGCAGACUGUGGUCGCCGCUUCACUUACCCAUCGCUACUGGUCAGCCACCGGCGCAUGCACUCCGGUGAGCGGCCCUUCCCUUGUCCGGAGUGUGGCAUGCGCUUCAAAAGGAAGUUCGCAGUAGAAGCGCACCAGUGGAUCCACCGCUCCUGCUCUGGGGGCCGGCGGGGCCGGAGACCUGGAAUCCGGGCUGUGCCUCGAGCCCCUGUUAGGGGUGACCGGGACCCACCUGUGCUAUUCAGGCACUACCCGGACAUCUUCGAAGAGUGCGGACCAGGCUGCAAUGCUGGAUGGAUGGGAAAGGCAAAAGGCCGGAGGCCCGGAGACCAGCUGGGAGACCCCAGGUCUAAACCAACAAGGGUCUGAGCAAGAGGAGCCUGCUGAUGAGAGCCGCUGUCUUAGUGAAGCUUCUCACCCUUGCUCCAGGGCAAUUUCAUAUACCUCCCAAACACUGAAUGACAUUUUGCCCCCAUGACAUGAUCCCUAAACAUAACCCUUAUGUUUACUUUUCACUAUUUAUCAUAUCAUAGCCCACCAUUUAAACUUUUUCUCUUUACAUUUAUAUAACAGUAUAGAAUUGUAUGUGUGACCAGAAGCGGCUCUUCUGAUCUCCUAGGUCCCUGCUUCUUGCACUACCUCACAAUACAACUGCAUCUUGGUAACCCGGCCUAAAAUCCACCUCUCUUUGGUUGCUGAGACUGUGCCUUCAGUAAUUUGAGGCAAUACGGCAUGCAGUUGCAUGGUGUCAGGUUGCCUGGCUUUGAAUCCUGUCUUAACCACUUACCACCUGGGGCAAGGUCAUCCAUUUGUGCCUCAGCCUGCUUAUCCAGAAAGGUACCCAUCUCUGAAGUGUUGUGAGGGUUAACUGAGUUAACAAGCAAAAGCACUUAGUCUGGAAUACAGUAAGUGAUAUAUCAAGGUAAGGGAAGAUUAUUAGUGUUAGUCAUAGCACAAAACCAAUUGCAGCUCUUGCAUAGUCUGCCAUUAUUCUGUUUAGGAGAACUUAGAAUUGGGAAAUCAGGGGGCACAUUUAAAGAGAGCAUCAAAACAAUGAGCCAUGUCAUCUGUUAUCGCAUCUAGUUAAAGAAAAAUAUUUUUAUUUAUUUUUAGAGAGAGGGGAAGAGAGGGAGAAAGAGGCAGAGGGAAACACUGAUGUGAGAAGCACUGAUAUGUUGCCUGUCAGUUGAGCCCUGACUAGGGAUGCAACCCAGGCAUGUGUCCUGACGGGAACUGAACCAGCUCCCUUUCACUUUGCCAGACAAUGCCCUGAGCCACACAGGUCAGGGCUCAUCUCAUUUUUUACGCAGUCAUAACAUAAUAAAUUAAGAAUCCAAUUCAUUUCACAAGGUUAGCAGGGGUCAGUAAAUUCAAAAUUAUCAUGUUGCUUUUCUGAAACAGGCCUGGAGGAGGCAGGGCGAGGUGGGGGAAAAGGCUCCGAUUUAGGAGUCUGAAGACCCAAGUCACUACUGGGCUGCCUGAACUUGGGUAACAACUGGGCCGUAGUUUCCUCAUCUGUGAAAUGAAUGAACUCUAAGGCAGAGAGGCUGAUUCACCCUAGUGUCCUCAAUUAAAGACAUAGUAAAUGUUGGAAAUACCAGAUAUAGAUGAUAGAUAGAUAGAUAGAUAGAUAGAUAGAUAGAUAGAUAGAUACAUACAUACAUACAUACAUACUUAAACACAAUCUCUGGAGGGAUAUUUAGGAAACUGUUAAGACAGGAACAGGAUACCUUGUAAAUGAAAAAGAAAUUUAGAAAUGAACUGCUUUAUCAAAAAACAUUCUUUUAUUAAGGUAGGUCACUGAGUGGGCCUUUUAGAGGAGAUUAGUUAGUGCACGUCUGGCCAGAGCCCCCCGAAAGCUAGACCUGGUUCCCCCUGGGCUAGAACUCCUUGCCACCCGCCGUGCUCACGCACCCCAGCCUCACUUUUCAGCUGCCAGACGUCAGUCGCCGAAGUGGUUGCGGCCAUCUUAACUAUGGGCAAGGGCGAUUCCAAAGCCGCUUGGGGGAAUAGCAAGAGAAGAAACUCGAGGGGGUUAAUAAACCUGGACGUCAACACCAGACCAACACUGAAAUUGUUUAAAUGCCGUUCUCUAAAAAUAGAAGACGCUAGAAUACCGCCAUCUUGUCUGAGGGCGCCUUUAUUUUCUCGGUCCUGGGACCACCGAGUUCGGGUACCUAGUUCUCGCGUCCUAGAGCGGCCUCACCCGGAGUUAGUUCCGGUCUCCUGGGUCCAGUGGACCUUGGUUCCUAGAGGCGGAAUCCCUAGCAGCAUCACUCCUUGGAUCCGGGCAGGGUAUGGCAUUAUCCCGGUUCCUGCUCCUAGCUUCCAGCAGAGGUGCCCGCGAAGGCCGGCCGGAAGAAGAUGAUUUGGGGGUGAAGAGGCAGGCACCACGAGCUUUGUGGAGGUGGCCGUGUAUUUCUUCCCGGAGGAGUGGGAUUGUGUGGGGCGUGAUGUGGAAGACCUAGGGGUACCUGGGCGUGCUCCGUGAGGGCCGUUCUUCCCUGAUCUUUGAAAAGAGAAGGGGGCUGGUGGGAUGGGCAGGACCAAGUGCCUGAUUCGCCCUUACUGCUGCACCUGGUGACUCCGUUUCAUGUGAUUCCCGCUAGAUCACCCUAACUGAAAUUCAUAACUGAGCCUCCCCCCCGACAGACUCCCCCACUGGCUCUCCAGUACUUCCUGCAAAAAUGUAAGCUCCCGUGCCACAACGUGAAGGCCCAUGGCACGCUAACCUCCAGUUCAAACCAGAUCUUUCUCUCCCUGCAGGCAAGCAAUCCCAUUUGGCCCCAGCUAAAUGGGAUCUUCGGUUUUUCUACAUGCCUCUAGCUCAGUGAGCUUGUAUACUUGCUGUUCUGCUCUGUAUACACUAUAUCUUCAAAUCUAACAUUCUUCAAUGCCCUUCUUAAAUGCUGUCUCCAAGAAAUUCCUCUUGGAGUUCCUUCUGUCCCCUGCUGAAAAUAGCCACAAAGCUGGGGCUCUGUCUAUAUAGACCUGAGCACAGUCUACCCAAAGGUCUCCAUACCUCUGUCAGCAGAGCUUAUACCUGUUAUCUUUCUCCCUAGUGCAAAUGUAGAGUUUAGUGUAAAUUUAGAGCAGGAACGUUAGCUUGGUUCACCAGUGCCUUCGACAUUUAGAAUAUGGAAAGAUGGAAAGGUGAGAAGUGGGGGCAAUGUCCCAAUUCCAGCUGGAAGGGAAAAUGUUUUGUUGAGCAAGAACCAUCAUAUACAUGUUCCUUAUUAGUUUUUCUUGGUCUGAAUUUACGACACCCACUGGAGGCUGAAAUCUUAACCCUCUCAUUCUCAACUGACUUUGAGGCAUCCAGUGUUCCCACGAUCAAGUCAUGCUGUAUGAAUCAUCCAAACUCUAGGUCCGUGGCAGCAUGUGAAUUCAAGUUCAGAAUGGAGGCACUUCACUUUUUUGUCUCCAGGUCCCUGAGCCCUGUAACCAUUGUUCCUCUGGUUGAGGGUAUCUUUUCUAGUUGAUUCUGAGGUAGUUGGGAAUGUACCUGACUCAUGAGCCCUUUAACUGGUCAACACAGUUUAGGGGGAGCUUCCGGGGGCUAGGUACCCACCUCAAUGCUUCUGCCAUUGUAAAGGUUGAUUCUGUCACUCAAACAUUGGUAGACAUGGGAGAAUUAACAAGGCAAGUUUUGAAUCUGCUGCAUCACAAUAGCUGUUCAGCAAAACAAUACAUUUGGAAAGGGCCAGGUGAAGGAGUCUGUUUGGGAAUCAAUCAUCAUGAGCCCCUGGGGUCAGAAACACUGACCUGGCCCUGGCUGGGGUGGCUCAGUGGAUUGAGUGCCCUGGCCUAUGAACCAAAGAGUCACAGGUUUGAUUCCCAGUCAGGGCACAUGCCCUGGUUGCAGGGCAGGUCUCCAGUAGGGGUGCAUGAGGGAUAACCACACAUUGAUGUGUCUCUCUCUCUCCCCUUCUCUCUAAGAUAAAUAAAUCUUAAAAAAACAAAACCGAACCACUGACCUCUUCCCUGAGCCUGUGGGCAAGGCUUCCCAUAACCAGGCCCUUCCCAUUGCUCUGCCUCCCCCACCUUCACCUAGUCUUUAACAUCUGGCACUAAUGCAGCACCCUCAUCCGUGCCCCAAGUGCAGUCACGCUUUGCCAUCACUUUUAACCUGGUCCAGUGUACUGUCUGGAAAGGGACACUUCCCAGCAAGUGUGGCACCCACCUCUGCCUCAGCUAGUACCUCUCAUGCUACCUGCUGACUGACACAGGCAAGUGGCCCUACCUCUGUCCCUGCUGUGGAAAGUGCUUCAGCCAGAGGCCUACCAGGCUGGUACCACAGGCAAACCACCCUAGUUUAUUCCCCAGGAGGGUUCAGACCCUCUGUGAGUUUCCAGAGCUACCCAGAGCUGUUCUAGGCUUGUGUGUCAUAGGCACCGCAGUAAAGGGUGGGCCCUGACAGGUGACAAAAUGCUGUUGCACUUAAUGGAAAUUUUCUGUUUUCUCUUGUGUCCUUUGGGGGCCCGAGAGGCUGACAGAGCUAGGGCCAAGGUUGAGUCCUUGGGCAACUCUGUGUCCUUACCCUUUCCAGAUUUUUAUCUUCUCUCCCCUUUCUACUGUGAUCAACUAUUUACUUUCAAGCUUCCCAGCUGUAGGGAGAAGCAUCCACCAGAUACAAGGUGUCAGGCUGAAGACUCGAGAAGGCCUUUGGAAGUGUUGGUGCCAAAAUGGCACCAGGUGUUAGACCUCAGUUCCACAAACUCAGUACUUGAAUUCUGGCUAAGAAAUAAUUCAGAGCCAAGACUCAAACUAUAACAGAAAGUUUAUUUAGAAAGUCACAGAU
Messenger RNA from Artibeus jamaicensis (Jamaican fruit-eating bat), 5921 nucleotides. It is a transcript of the gene ZNF688, whose product is annotated as zinc finger protein 688. The transcript is spliced from 4 exons. Gene Ontology annotation, biological process: regulation of DNA-templated transcription. The record is from RefSeq and is a predicted model, not a curated record. Lineage: Eukaryota; Metazoa; Chordata; Mammalia; Chiroptera; Phyllostomidae. Bases 569 to 1489 code for a protein of 306 amino acids.